UAAGAAUACACGUGCUCGCUCUCAGCCUUGACUUAGGUUGGUCCAGCUGGUUCUGUCUGAGGGCUUCAUUCUGAAUAUCAGCUAUCCAGACUGAAUCAUGGCUGAAAAGGGAAUCAAGAGAGCAGCAGAAGACAUUGCUGACUGUGAUGUCACUGUGGAAGAAAAACGUCCAAACUUGUCUGCUGAGGAUAGGACAAUGACAGAAGCCAGUAUUUCACUAGAUCAGGACCAGUUCAGCUGUCUAGUCUGUCUGGAUCUGCUGAAGGAUCCAGUGACUAUUCCCUGUGGACACAGUUUCUGUAUGGUGUGUAUUAAUGACUGCUGGGAUGAGAAUGAUCAGAGGAGAAUUUACAGCUGCCCUCAGUGCAGAGAGACUUUUACUCCAAGACCUGUUCUACAUAGAAACAACAUGCUGGCUGAAGUGAUGGAAAAACUGAAGAAGACAGAACUCCAAGCUGCCGGACCUGAAGAUGUGGAGUGUGAUUUCUGCACUGGAAGAAAACUCAAAGCCAUCAAGUCCUGUCUGAUGUGUCAGGCCUCCUUCUGUGAAACUCAUCUCAAACCUCACUAUGAAGUUCCUGGCCUGAAAAAGCACAAGUUGAUCAAAGCCUCUUCACACCUACAAGAGAAGAUCUGCUCUCAGCAUGGCAAAGUGAUCAAGAUCUACUGUCGUACUGAUCAAAACUGCAUCUGUUAUUUGUGUAUGCUACAUGAACACAAAGGACAUGAUACAGUUCCUGCUGGAGAAGAAAUAAGUAAGAAACAGAGUGAGCUAAAGGAGGAGCAGAGGCAAUUCGAGCAGAGAAUUCAGGAGAAGGAGAAGAAGGUCCAGGAGCUGAAGCAGGCUGAGGACACUCUUAAGUGCUCUGCCCGGGCAGCAGUGAAGGACAGUAGGCAGACCUUUACUGAGCUGAUCUACUCCAUUAAGAAAAGGUGCUGUGAGGUGAGGGAGCUGAUCAGAGAUCAGGAAAAGGCUGAACUGAGUCGAGCUAAAGGAUUCCUGGAUAAACUGGAGCAGGAGAUUGCUGAUCUUAAGAGGAGAGAUACUGACCUGGAGCAGCUCUCCCACACAGAGGAUCACAUCCAUUUCCUCCAGAGAUUCCAGUCUCUCUGUGUCUCUUCUGGAUCUGAGGAGUCACCCAUGAUUUCUGUUAAUCAACAUUUAACAUUUGAUGGAGUGACAAAAUCUCUCUCUGAUCUGAAAGAGCGACUAGAGAAAUUAUGUACAGAAGAAUUCAACAAAAUUCCUCCACAGGCUGCAGCAAUUCAGAUUUUACCUUCAGAGCCAAAGACCAGAGAGGAUUUCCUGAAAUAUUUCUUUCAACUGACUCUGGAUCCCAACACAGCUCAUCAUUCACUCCAUCUGUCUGAGAUGAACAGAGUUGUCACAAACAGAAGGGGAGUGCAGCCAUACUCUGAUCAUCCAGAGAGAUUUGAUCACUGGUUUCAGGUGUUGUGUAAAGACAGUGUGUGUGGACGCUGUUACUGGGAGGUUGAGCUAAGUAAUGGGUCUUAUGUGUUUAUAUCAGUCUCAUAUAAAGGAAUCAGCAGGAAAGGAGAGGGUUAUGAUUGUGGGUUUGGUUGCAACACUUGGUCCUGGAGUCUGGAGUGUUUUGCUACUCUCUCUUUCUGGCAUAAUAACAUUGAGACUGAGAUCCCAGAACUGCCACACUACAGAAUAGGAGUUUAUGUGGAUCAUAGUGCAGGAACUCUGUCCUUCUACAGAGUCUCUAACCGGAUGACCCUCCUACAUAGAGUCCAUACCACAUUCACACAGCCCCUCUAUGCUGGGCUCUGGGUUGACUCGGGCUCAACUGUGAGAUUAUGUGAUCCAAAUUAAUGUUUGUGGUGUAUUGCGUUUAGUAAUGAAGAGUUAAAAAAUUAAUGCACAAUGCCACACUGUUCAUUAGUUGUGAUCAUUCUCUGAUGUUUCUCAGAUCCUCAGAUAAUCGAUAUUGUUCUUUAGCCCAGAUCAGCCUGCGUUUAGAUUCUGUAUAGAAUCAUCAGUUACUCUGCUGUACAACAUACACAUAAACAGUGAAAACAGGUUUUCUUUAAUAUCAGCUGUGUUAAAAUUACAUCAUUACAUUAGGAUGCAUUUGAGUUGAAAAUGCAUCAAGUAUCAAAAAUGUUCUUGUGUAAAGACUCGACUGAUUACAACAUCAAUAAACUUAAAAGAAAACUUUACAUGAGUUUUAACUUUUGUUUUGUGGGUUUUAAGGUUAUUUAACUAUUAGAACUAUGCUGUUUCAGGUUAAGGAUAUUCUCCACUAGCAGAGAAUUCUGUUAAUGUCACGGAAUGCUCACCUCCCGCAAGUCACAUGGUUUGGGAGGAUCUUUUGAAGUGAAGUGGGAGGAUCUUUUGUUUGUGGCUACACCUGCAAACACCUGCACCUUGUCUUUAUGUAUAUAAACCCUUGUCCUUGUGUGCAGGGUAUUGGUCAUUGUACUCGUAGAUGUUAAUGUAGCAUGUUAAUGUU
Messenger RNA from Electrophorus electricus (electric eel), 2480 nucleotides. RefSeq names its product tripartite motif-containing protein 16-like. Lineage: Eukaryota; Metazoa; Chordata; Actinopteri; Gymnotiformes; Gymnotidae. Gene Ontology annotation, molecular function: zinc ion binding; protein binding. The record is from RefSeq and is a predicted model, not a curated record.